Molecule: messenger RNA, 2583 nt
Organism: Durusdinium trenchii
Lineage: Eukaryota; Dinophyceae; Suessiales; Symbiodiniaceae
Source: the annotation of a GenBank genome assembly
AUGCACGUUUUGUCCAUUUCUCAUGGUCAGGAGAGCAAACCUCCCACUGCCGAAGAAGUCGACGAGUUCAUCCGACACAACAAAGUAGACGAACGCGCUGCGCAAGACCUGAGAGAAUGCCCUCCCGAGGUCCAAAAGCGCGUUCUCUGCAGGGGAGAUUUGAAUAGUGCGCGGAACCCCUCUGCUGCCGUGCUCGUUCGGAUUCGUGAUGCGCGCGUCGAAGAGCGGCCGGGCGGGAAAGCGCCCAGACCCAUGGGUUUGCCCAGCAGUGCAGAGGUGAAUGGCUACCUCAAGGCGAAUGGUGUCAAUGAAACUGCCGCUGCGGCCUUGAGAAGCUGUUCUCCAACGGUGAAGCGAGCAGUGCUGUCGAGCGGCGAUGUGAUAGGUGCCGAAGCGCAGCUCAAGGACUUGCGGGGCACCCGCAACCCUUCGUCCGCUGUGCUAUCACGCAUUCGGGAUGCCAAGGCGCAGCCUCACUUAGCACCGCCGGGCUAUCCGCCGAUGUAUCCUCCACCGGGCCUUCGCCUCAGAUCGACGCCGCGCCGAUUGAUCGGCGGUAGCACUGUACGAGACAAGAAAAACUUCAGCUUGCGUCCAGGUUAUCCUGGACCUCCGGGCUACUAUGCGCCACCUGGCUAUCCAGGCCAAGUGUUUGCCAUAAAUGCGUCCGGACUCAACUUGUUUGGAUCAUGGUCGUCCGGGUUUGAGCCGAGGAGCAUUGGACCAUCGCAGUUGCGCUCUCUUUGCUGCGCUGUGGCCUCCGCCCAGUUGGGGCGGCACAUCUCGGUCGCGCGCGCUGCGCGCAAGAAGAGCAAGGGCGGAAAAGGCAAGAGCAAGGGCGGUGCACCGUCCUCGACACCAAUCCCGUCCUCGGGGAGUGCAGCCCCUGAUGCAUAUGAUCAAGAGACACGGGACAUUAUCCUGUCCUUGGACCAUGUGGAGAAGAAGGCUCAGGAUGGAAGUUACAUCUUGAAGGACGUGUGUUUGGGCAUGUACAUGGGUGCCAAGAUCGGCAUCUUGGGGCGGAACGGAGCCGGAAAAAGCACCGUGAUGCGAAUCCUGGCUGGGCAAGACGAUGAGUUUCAAGGGACACUCCACAUGGAUCCUGAGAUCCGAGUUGGAUAUUUGCCUCAGGAGCCCGUUUUGGAAGAGGACAUGGUGAUUGAAACCUUAGAGCCCGCGGUGCAAAAUGUCAAAGACAUGGUGAAGAGAUUUGAAGAUGUCAGCAUGCAAAUGGCCGAGCCUGAUGCUGACAUUGACGAGUUAAUGGUGGAGAUGGAAAAGCUUCAAACAAAGAUUGAUGCCAUGAAUGGAUGGCAAAUCGACGAGAAGCUCGAUCAGGCCAUGGAAGCGCUCCGCUGCCCGCCACGCGACGCGAAGAUCGCGACACUGAGUGGCGGCGAGCUGCGCCGUGUGGCCAUUUGUCGGCUGCUUUUGUCCCAACCAGACAUCUUGCUGCUGGACGAACCCACCAACCACCUGGAUGCGCAAAGUGUGGCAUGGCUGGAGCGAUUCCUUGCAGACUUCAAGGGCACUGUGGUUGCCAUCACGCACGACCGCUACUUCCUCGACAAUGUCGCGGGCUGGAUCUUGGAGCUGGACCGGGGCAAAGGCAUUCCGUUUCAAGGCAACUACUCUGGCUGGCUUGAGUUCAAAGCAAACAGGCUGGCAUCCGAAGAGAAACGGAAGGCCACCUUGGAAUCCCAGAUGGCCAAGGAGCUGGAGUUUAUCAAUGCCAAUCGCAGUGGCAGGCAGAAGAAGGGCAAGGCACGUCUGCGAAAAUAUGAAGACUUGGAAGCUGCAGCCGCAUCGUUCAAUCGCAAUUCUGAACUGGAUUCCAUCGUGAUCACUCCCGGGCCUCGCCUGGAUCCAAGAAACGCAGUGGUGCAAGUGAAGCAUGCCUCCAAGGGCUAUGGUACUCGUCUACUCAUUGACGAUGCAAACUUCGAGAUCCCACCUGGCUCGGUUGUCGGCAUCAUUGGCCCCAAUGGUGCUGGCAAAUCCACUCUCUUUAAGAUGAUGAUGGGUACUGAGACGCCUGACGACGGUGAGGUGAUCUUGGGGAAGACUGUGGCUCCCAUGUAUGUGGAGCAGAUGCGAGAGGACUUAGACCCCAAUUCCACCGUCUUCGAAGAACUCACAGACGGACUUGAGUCCUUUGACAUUGGUGGAAGGGAGGUGAACAGCAGGGCUUAUUGCUCCUGGUUCAACUUCAGAGGCUCAAUCCAACAGCGGACUGUCUCCUCCUUGAGUGGUGGUGAGCGAAACCGCCUACAACUGGCCAAGACCCUCAGAAUGGGUGGCAAUCUGCUGAUGCUGGAUGAGCCCUCUAACGAUCUUGAUGUGGAGACGCUGCGGGCACUAGAAACUGCCAUUGAAAACUUUGCGGGCACCGUGCUGUGCAUCAGUCACGACCGCUGGUUUUUAGAUCGCAUUGCCACCCAUAUCAUUGCCUAUGAGGGAGAGUCCUCUGUGAGAUUCUUCGAAGGAGGUUACUCCGACUAUGAGGAGGACCUCCUGGCCAGGACUGGCAGUAAAGAUCCCGUGAAGGUCAGCUACAAGCCCAUGCCAUCCUUUGCUUAA